AUGUAUUUGACGUCAGAGGUGUUUCCCCAGCGCACUAAUCUGAGCUGUCAACAGCCCGGGCGUUUCGAGGUGAAAACCGACAACCACAAAGAUAAUUGCGACAAUACAAAUACCAAUUUAAAAACCCUGAACCGAAAAGAUAAUUGCAACAACCGAGAGGAUGGUGAUACGAAUAUAUAUCACCGCGAAGAUAAUAGUAGCAACAGGGAGGCAACAAAGUCGAGAAGUUCUGAAUAUGCUCACAACAAUUACGGAACGAUACACUGCAAUAAUGGAAACGACAAUAGGACGGGGAGUUUUAACAAUCACUUACAAAAAAUGGCACUUCACCAAUCUGAAUUAAUUGCUAAUUACAGUUCAAUUUUCCCGGCGCGGUUAUUAACACGCCAAUAGACGCAACGGGGUUCUUCCGGGCCUUUUUCAACGCACCAAUGUCAGUGACGCCAGCCAUUCCGAACAACGCAAUCAUGGAUCGGCAAGAAGCAUCCACUCAGCCGGCUAUCCAAUAUUACAAUCGUUAA
Molecule: messenger RNA, 521 nt
Organism: Caenorhabditis elegans
Lineage: Eukaryota; Metazoa; Nematoda; Chromadorea; Rhabditida; Rhabditidae
Source: the annotation of a RefSeq genome assembly